This is a messenger RNA of Effrenium voratum, 2403 nucleotides long. The record is from the annotation of a GenBank genome assembly. Lineage: Eukaryota; Dinophyceae; Suessiales; Symbiodiniaceae.
AUGGAGCUCUCCAUGGCCACGCGCGGUCGACAGAAGAAGCCCACGGAUCGCAGCACCAGCGCCGUGGACGGGCGCCGGCUGCUGCGGGCGGUGCUGCCGCAGGGCGGCUGCCAGGUGGUCCUGAAGGGCACUGCGGAGGACCAGAUGGGUCUGCAGCCCGCGGCCGGGCCCGCCAUCACGGCGGCCGCGGCGGCGGCCAGCCGCCGGGAGGGCAAGGAGGGCACCCCGCCGGUGAUGAUCGUCUCCGGCGAGGCCUUCGCCGCGCUGGCCAUCGGCCAGGGCUUGCUGCUGCCGCCGGACCCCUUGCAGUAUGGGGGGCAAGACGACGAGGACCUGGUGAAGGAGGUGGCUCAAGAAGUCCAAGUGCUCGCAGAGGAGUAUGGCAUGUUGCUGGACCUCUACCGCGGCCUCCGCCAGGACUUGAAACGCACCUUGCGCCUGGUGCCGGACUACAACACCGACGAGCUCCGGGGCACCCUGAAGAGUGUCAUGGUGCUGGACAACGAGGAGCGGGUCCUGGUGCCGGCUCCUGUGCUGGAGACGGAGUUCAUCGGCCUGGGCGAUGGCUCCAACGUGCCGCCCUACCUCCGCUUUGUGGGCUCCGUCUCCAUCAAGCCCUUCAGGGAGGAGGCUGUGACGGGGCUUUGCCAGGAGCUCUGGGUGGAAAAGACCACGCACGUCCUGCUUGAGGAGGAUAGCGGUCGUCCGCAGCUGGCCCUUGACAUGUUUGUGAAUGACAAGUUUUUGCCCGCAAGGGCGAAUGGCCGCGCGCAGCAGAUGGAAGUGAUGUACAACUUCCUGCUGGCUUUGCGGGACCGCACCACUUUGAAGCAAUUGAGCGAAGGAGCUCACGAGGCCUUGGGCAUCUCGAGCGUCGCGAAGCCAGGCAGGCGCCGGAGUAACCUGGGCCGGCGCCGGAGCUCCUUGAAUCGGCGCCCCUCCUGCCAGGACCUGGGGAACCUGGGCCGCAAGAUGGCGGAGACCUGCCCCAGCUGCGGCAACGUCUUCGCCGCAGACGCGCUCUUCUGCCGCAUGUGCCGGACAAAGCGGCCUGGAGCCGAAGACGAGACUGACCAGGAGGUCUGCCGCUGCGGCAACGUCUUUCUGGCCGACGCGGUCUUUUGCCGUAGGUGCGGCGCUGAGAGGCCCAAGAGCGAAGCGGCAUUGGUGAAGAGCAGGACGCAGGAUUUGCUGCUGGAAGAGUUCAACCCCUUCGCUGAGCUCCUCUAUCGAGGCUUGCUGCGGGACCUCCAUGAGGACACCUUCCAUGACGCCUCCACCAUGCUGUUGAAUCUCUGCUGCUGCUUGGUGUGCUUGCAGCAUCGCUUUGUGUCCUCUGCAUCACGGGUGGUGGGGGAGGACGAGGAGCGGCCCCUGGAGAUGAACGUCUCGGUCCUGAGCGCGGUGCUGCGCCUAUUCUUCCCCCGCAAGCCCCGGGAGCACCUCACGGCCUUGAAGACCAUCCUGCAGCCCACAGCACAGCUGCAUGCGGUGCGAACCAGGGACAGGCUCAAGAAGGAGCGCGUGCAGUUCCAAGAGGAGACCUUCUUCACCCAGAAGCAUGCGCUGCACAAGCCCGAUGCGCCGCUGCCGCCCAGCAUUUCGCUCAAGGAGAUGUUUUGCUUGCCGGCGGUGGAUGGCUGCAAGAUGCAGGGCGGGCAUAAGCAGCUGCUGGACAACCUGCUCAGAUAUCCCUCCAGCUUUGUGCAGGAGCUGCGGCGGCAGCAUCUCCUAGAGUGCAUCCUGUCGGCUGAGAAGCUUCAGAGGGCCUUGCGCGUGAACCGCAAGCACCACGCGGGCAAAGAUGAGGAGACUGCGCAUCAGCUGACCGCUAAAGAGAUCUUGGAAGCCCUGGGCAAAGCGGACAGGGACCUUAGCCUGGACCAGCGCCACAUCUACCUCCUGCGAGGCUUUGGUCGCCGACUGCCAGACAUGCCCAGCACAGCGGAGGACCUUGGGGAGGCCUAUGUGGCUGCAGGGCGGGCGCAGAAAGUGCGAAAGAUGCUGCAGGACUACUCCAACGAGCUCGUGGAGAGCGGUGCCACCGUGGUCUUGCAAGACUUCAUGCAGAAUCUGCACAACUCGGGGGUGGUGAAGGGCGGCAAGCACUGGGAGCCAGAGAUUACGCUCCAGAACGUGGCGGAAGAGUCGGGCAUCACCUCCAUGCUGGUCACCGCCCCCGGCAGAGCCGUGCUGGAGGAGCUCACUUCCGCCCACAUCGCUUCAGGCACCGCACGAGAAGAGGAGGGCGUCACCCGCACGGAGCCUGAGGCGCGCGCCCCGGAGAGCCCAGAACCAUUCGAGACCUACCGCUGGCUCGCAGAGCUGGGCCACAACGUGCAGGAGCUGAGCUUGGGCUAUUCCGCCAUGUACCUCUCCUACUGGGUCAACAACUCUUUGUGA